AUGGAAACUAUGCGUUGGGUGAGAAACCAACUCUCGUCUCCAGCCAUAGGCAUUUCGUAUACAGAAGUAGCUCCCAAUUUUGCCCCAACAAAGGACGGAAGCCGGCAGGAGAUCGAUUGCAAAGGGCCCCUCCCGCUUGCCCAGGAUCAGUGGCUUGCAUUUGAGCAGCUAUCGGCCGUGGACUGGUUCCGACGUCUUUGGACGUUCCAGGAAAUAGUCUUGGCAAAUCAAGAAGCAUCGAUUGUGAGGUUAGGCGACGAUGAAAUGUUAUUGAAUAGGUUUAUUGAAGCGACCCUGUUCAUAUGUUUCAACAAAUGGUCGGCAUCACAACCGUUCUUCGUUGAUCUGGCCAGGCACACCAUAGAUAUCAAGGUCUUUUGUAACAAGGCUGUGAGUGGUAGGAACGCUGAGCUGAUCGGCAGGGACAAUACCGACUGGGCUUUUCUGUUACCGGCGACGAAAUUUUAUGAUUGCUCUGAUAUUCGGGACAAACUCUAUGCGCUUCGAGGGUUUCUUGAACCUGAUACUGCCCGAUCAAUCCCUGUAGACUACACCAAGUCUGCCAGGCAAAUUCUUGCUUCAGCUUGCGUCAGUCACCUGAAGCAGAGACGAAAUCUUCAAUUUCUGGAACUCUGUAACUCGACCAUAUCUCCCAGCUGGGUUGUGGACUUACAAAAACCCCUGGGCCUCCUACAGCUCUUCAGUAACGCAAGUGCAAGAUCUGCCGCUUCAGCGAGGUUGAUAAAGACUGGAUUAUUAGAGGUAGCGGGCGUUCCUUGUGAUGAAAUAUGCAACAGUAUAAUGGAUCUACCCCCGAGAGAAGAUUACGAACUACUAGAGGACUACAUCACCAAUGUUCUCAAGGUGUUCCGAAACCUCACAGGCAAAGAUUACUUUUAUCGAGACGAUAAAUGCCUCAACGAGCUGAUAGCCAUGGUGACAUUUGGUAACCUUUUGGAUCACAGUACAUUAAGAACUGAAUCUACUCCUUCUUGGACAACAAUCUCCCUGGAAAUUGGACGACAAAUGAUACGUCAGUGGAUUACAGGCAACGCCAUCUCGGACGAUUAUUUCAGUAUACCAUAUAAUCACAGGAGUGCUGUGGCAACCGCUUGCACAAUAACGCGCCAUGGCGCCCUCGUGUGCGUCCCUUUAGACAGCUGCGACGGUGAUAUAAUAGUAACUCUGCUUGGCCUGUCCAGCAACUUGGUUCUCCGCCCUCAGCCAGAAGAUGGAUCCUACAAGGUCGUUGGACCGUGCUAUCAUCCGGGAUUUUCUGACGGCCAGGCCUUACUCGGUGAUGACUUUCACGGCUGGGAGAAAUUGUGGUGUAUCAACACAUGGACUCUUGCAUUUUGGAAGGAGGGUGAGCCUCUAAGUUUUUCAGAUCCACGGCUUGACGGGGUUCCGUUGCCCAUUGGACACGAACAGUACCAAGAGCUGUUCAGCGUCGCUCAGGCCCUCUCCGGUCCGGGAAGCACCAAGAUGCUGUACUGCAUCAACUUGAUCCAUGGCGGAGUACUCGAAGCUAUCUUUGCGUUUCUUAUUUGGAGCUUACCUGGUUGCUUUGGCAUGUUUGGCCUCUCAAUUGGCGUCUCCAACAUCGGCGACACUCUACCUCGCGCGGUAUACGCCCUCCUAUCAGGUCUGAACGCCGCGACAGUCGGGAUCAUCGCCUUAGCAGCAGUUGAGCUUUCAGACAAAGCAAUCACGGAUCAACCUACUAGACUGGUCUUGUCAAUCACAGCCGCUGCCGGAAUGCUGUAUAAUGCUCUCUGGUACUUCCCUGCGCUCAUUGUUGCAGGCGGAUGUUGCAUUGUCAUUUACGACUACCGCUGGCUACACCGUCCGGUUCGAGCUGUCAAGAACACUAUUCUUCGGGUGAGGAGAGGAAGGCCUACCGGAAAUGAGAACACCCAGGGCGCUGAGAAUGGAACGGGCAACGUCAAUAGUUCAACAGUUGCUCUUCGCGAACAGGAAUCUACCGAGCAGAGAGAUGGCGAACCUAGAGUCGUACCCCAGGAAUAUCGCCUCAACUUCUCAUGGAAAUCCGGCACCGCGAUCAUCGCAGUGUUCCUUGUCAGCUUCAUCGUCGUCAUUGUCCUACGAGCCACACUGACCGAUGCACCACUCCUCUACAAGCUCUUUGCAAAUUUGUAUCUCGCUGGGACUAUCAUCUUUGGAGGUGGUCCUGUCGUCAUUCCCCUGCUUCGCGAGUACAUCGUCGCUGAGGGUUGGGUUACACCGCGUGACUUUCUCAUUGGUCUAGCUAUAGCCCAAGCUUUCCCUGGACCAAACUUUAACUUUGCUGUGUUCCUGGGUGGCCUUACAGCUGCGAACAAUGGAUAUCCUGCCAUUGCGGGAGCGCUGAUUGCCUACCUCGGUAUAUUUGUCCCCGGUAUGGUUCUCGUUCAUGGAACAAUGGGUGUAUGGGGAGUUUUGAGAUCUCGACGUUGGGUUAAGUCUGCGGUGCGAGGCAUCAAUGCCGGUGCUGUUGGAUUGAUCUACACGGCUGUCUAUAGGAUUUGGCAGGUUGGAUAUAUAGAUCAGGGCUUCCAGUCUGGCAAGAGUCUUGCUGACGAUCCUUGGUGGGUUGUUGUUACUGCAACGGCUUUUGUGGGAGGACGAUUCUUUGGUGUCGCACCGCCGUUGGCGAUUCUACUUGGUGCUUCGUUGGGGUUGCUGAGGUAUGGCAUUGUUACAGCAUGA
Molecule: messenger RNA, 2709 nt
Organism: Fusarium odoratissimum NRRL 54006
Lineage: Eukaryota; Fungi; Ascomycota; Sordariomycetes; Hypocreales; Nectriaceae
Exons: 3
Coding region: 1-2709 (902 amino acids)
Biological process (GO): chromate transport
Molecular function (GO): chromate transmembrane transporter activity
Source: RefSeq, a predicted model, not a curated record